UUCGUAGGACUACCAACAACAACCUCCUGAUGACUACUGGCAACGAUUCCGGCGGUGCUCAGCCAAUACCUCCCGUCAAGCGCACUGAUUUUCCCCAGGAUUUUGUAUUUGGCUCUGCAACAUCGGCUUAUCAGGUCGAAGGUGCUUGGAAUGUACGCGGUAAAGGCAGGAGUAGUUGGGACGUUUUCUCAUUGUCGAACCCUGCUGGAAUUGAAGAUGGAAGUAAUGGUUGUACUGCUAUUGAUCAGUAUAAUAUGUUCAAGGACGAUGUGGAUUUGAUGAAGAAAGUGGGUUUGAAUUCUUAUAGAUUUUCAAUUUCAUGGACUAGAAUAUUACCAGCCGGCAGAAUAUCUAAAGGCAUAUCCCAAAAAGGAAUUGGGCACUAUAACGAUCUAAUUGACGCACUCUUGGCCGCAGGCAUUGAGCCCUGCGUAACUCUAUUCCACUGGGAUGUUCCUGAAUGUUUGGAACUUGAAUAUCAAGGCUUCUUAAGCGAUAGAAUUCUGCAAGAUUUUUGUGAAUUUGCUGAGGUCUGCUUUUGGAGUUUCGGUGAUCGAGUGAAACGUUGGAUAACAUUGAAUGAGCCAUGGGCCUUUUCUGUUCAAGGAUAUGUGUAUGGUAGAUUCCCCCCUAAUAGGGGUGCAACCGCAACUCAGGAUGCGAGCGUUAUGAGUCUGAUAAACUUCCCUAUACAUAGAUCAACAAGUGGGACUCUAAUUCUUACCAGUGAAGGAAAUCCAGGAACAGAACCAUAUAUUGUGGCACACAAUUUGAUCCUUGCUCAUGCAAAUGCUGUUGAUAUAUACAGGAAAAGAUAUCAGGAAGCUCAAGGAGGCCAAAUAGGAAUGACAAAUGUCUCAAUUUGGUAUGAGAGUCUUACCGAUGCAGAUGAAGAUAAAGACGCUGCUUCAAGGGCGCUCCAGUUUACUCUGGGAUGGUUUUUAGAACCAUUGGUAAACGGUGCCUAUCCACCAGCUAUGCAAGCAAAUGUAAAAGAUCGUCUUCCUAAAUUUACAGAUGAUCAAAAGCUGCUCGUGAAAGGAUCAUAUGAUUUUUUAGGCAUAAACUAUUAUACUGCUAAUUAUGCUAUGAAUUAUGUCAUUAACGGACCACCAAAUUACGUGACAGAUCAGCAAGUUAAGUUUUCGAUUGAUCGCAAUGGAGAAAAAAUUGGUAAAAAGGCCGGUUCCGAUUGGUUGUACAUUGUUCCAUGGGGAAUUUACAAUGUCAUGCAAUAUGCAAAGGAAACAUAUAAUGAUCCUAUCAUUUACAUUACAGAGAAUGGAAUGGAUGAAAAAAAUGAUAGAUCCAAAAACAUUACAAGUUAUCUUGUCGAUAAUGGAAGGAUUAAUUAUCACAAUGACCAUCUUUGGAACCUUAAAGAGGCAAUGAACAACCUAGGUGUUCGUUUGAAGGGUUACUACAUAUGGUCAUUAUUUGACAAUUUUGAAUGGGCUGCGGGAUACACGUCUAGAUUUGGUAUUUUCGCAGUAGACUUUGAGAAUGGUCAUUUGACAAGAUUCCCAAAACACUCAGCUCUAUGGUGGAUGAAACUCCUUAACAAGAAACAAGAUAAAAAAACUGAAGGAGGGCCUACUGCGAAAAGGCAACGAAUUGCAGCUAAUUAAGUGUAAAAGUCCUGCUUAAUCCUCUUCUUCUGUAAUGUCUUGUCGAAUAAGGCACGGAUGUCAUGUUACUCGGUUUGUUUCCUAAUUUUCCUGUGUGCGCUGAAUGUUUCAACUUCUUUAAAUUGGCUUUGAUGAACAUAAAACAUUCUACGUCAAAAUAGAAUGUUUUUUUGUUUAAGAUGUUAAAAUAAUUCCAGUGUCGGGCUGUGUGCCCAUAAAGUAUUGCUGUAAUGGAUUGAUAUUUUGUGGCAUUAAAUAAAUAUCUAUGUUGGAAUA
This is a messenger RNA of Olea europaea var. sylvestris, 1904 nucleotides long. RefSeq names its product beta-glucosidase-like. The coding region runs from base 30 to 1628 and encodes 532 amino acids. NCBI's taxonomy places the organism in Eukaryota, Viridiplantae, Streptophyta, Magnoliopsida, Lamiales, Oleaceae. Gene Ontology annotation, biological process: carbohydrate metabolic process. Gene Ontology annotation, molecular function: beta-glucosidase activity. The transcript has 13 exons. The record is from RefSeq and is a predicted model, not a curated record.